Molecule: messenger RNA, 1193 nt
Organism: Mercenaria mercenaria
Lineage: Eukaryota; Metazoa; Mollusca; Bivalvia; Venerida; Veneridae
Product: rho-related GTP-binding protein RhoC-like
Exons: 2
Coding region: 107-679 (190 amino acids)
Biological process (GO): small GTPase-mediated signal transduction
Molecular function (GO): GTPase activity; GTP binding
Source: RefSeq, a predicted model, not a curated record
GCCCAAAUUAAUCUGGCUUUAGACAAACAAGCGAACACAUUAAAAGUAAACUUAAACAUUUAGAAAAAAAGGAAAUAGUAAGGAACAGAAAUCAGAAAGAAUCAGAAUGGUUGUAAAAGUUGAGAAACCAGUGCAUUGCAUGUUGGUGGGAGAUGCGAUGAUUGGAAAGAGUACGUUGGUACAAGCGUUCAUGGAAAAACAUCUUCCACAGACACCUUAUGUGGCAACUGUACUGGAGACAUACGAAGGAUGUCUCGAUGUCCAAGGGCAGAAACAUAAUCUCAGUAUCCUCGACAACGCCGGUCAGCAUGACUACGAGAAUAUGCGCUCGUUUUCUUACAAAGACAGCGAAGUUCUUGUGCUUUGCUACUCCGUUGUUGAUCGUAAUUCUCUUGAAAGUAUCAAGGACUUCUGGGUGCCGGAAGUGAGCCACUGUCGUCGUAGAAAGCCCAUCAUACUCGUUGCUACUCAAACCGACCUAAGAAAGAGUGAUAGUAAGGACUCUGUUAGCGCUGAGGAAGGUCGGAAGCUUGCUAAAGACAUUGGUGCAGAUACUUUCGUUGAAUGCACCGCAUAUGACAAUGACUCGGUCAAUCAUGUGUUUGAAGUUAUGACAACUGCUGGACUAAAAUUCCGCAAGAGGAAAAACAGUUUUGUGAAAAGAGUGUUAGGGAAAUGAACAUACGUAUGAACUUGCUCCACCCGGAGCCCAAUACGACCUAUCGUAAAUAGGAGGCUGUUAAGCUGUAUGUAAGAAGGCGAGAUGACAUUAGAGCGUUUAGCAAAAAGCUUGACAAGAUAAGCUAUGAAGAACAAGUCAGCCACGACAAGCUAGAUGUUACUUCAUUGCGUAACAGUAUGUUAACAUGUUGGAGGAGAUGAUGUGUUGAGGAGAGAUAUAUUACCAGCCAAUACGUUACAAUAUACGUAUGUUAUAUAGAUAACGUCAAUAUACCAUGUACAAAAACACUCUAAAAUGCUAAGAUUAAUUUUCAUCAUACGUAUAAUGUAAUAACUGAACACUUGUUUCGAAGUAUUAUGCCUAUGAAGAAUAGAUUUUAUUAUAUAUGUUACAAUUAACAACACACAGACUUAUUCUGUUUACCCAUAUAUUGGCCAGCAAACAUAUAUUGUGAACAAAACAUGAUCUAUGUUUUAUUCAAUUAUUAUUUAAUAAAUUUAUAUCUAUCUUA